CCUCCUCUUCGCCCGAUGGACCGCACGAAGCAGACGGCGCGCAAGUCCACCGGCGGCAAGGCCCCUCGGAAGCAGCUGGCGACGAAGGCGGCGCGCAAGUCGGCCCCGGCCACGGGCGGCGUGAAGAAGCCGCACCGCUUCCGCCCCGGCACCGUCGCGCUGCGCGAGAUCCGCAAGUACCAGAAGAGCACGGAGCUGCUCAUCCGCAAGCUGCCCUUCCAGCGCCUCGUGCGCGAGAUCGCGCAGGACUUCAAGACGGACCUCCGCUUCCAGAGCUCCGCCGUGUCGGCGCUGCAGGAGGCCGCCGAGGCCUACCUCGUGGGGCUGUUCGAGGACACCAACCUCUGCGCCAUCCACGCCAAGCGCGUCACCAUCAUGCCCAAGGACAUCCAGCUCGCGCGACGCAUCAGGGGCGAGAGGGCCUAGGCUCGGGGCCGCCGGCUGUAGCUAGCUGUUCGUGGCUGGUUUGAUCCGGUUGUAGGGAUCUUGGUUCUGUUUGUGUUGUUGAUAUGAUUUACCGUCUGUUCUCUUCGUGGCUCCUGUCCUAUGUAAGCCAGAUGCUGAAAUGAAAUGGAAAUGCAGUGUUGUCCUAAA
Messenger RNA from Lolium perenne, 594 nucleotides. RefSeq names its product histone H3.2-like. NCBI's taxonomy places the organism in Eukaryota, Viridiplantae, Streptophyta, Magnoliopsida, Poales, Poaceae. Gene Ontology annotation, molecular function: structural constituent of chromatin; DNA binding; protein heterodimerization activity. Gene Ontology annotation, cellular component: nucleosome. The record is from RefSeq and is a predicted model, not a curated record.